AUGGACGAUUUUAAUGAUUUAUUCCCUGUCAAUGAUUUAUAAAGUAGUUGGAAAAAGAAGAAUCAAAAAGGAGUAUCUAUCAAAUAAGGCAAAUUUACAGAAGAAGAAAUUGAAAAAGUAAAAGAAAGUUUGAUUUCUUAUGCAUUAUCAUAAAAUUUAACUGAAGAAUAAUUUGCUGAUCUAUUUAGCAAUUCUCAAAAAACAACUAUGCCAAAAGCAUGGUUAUAGAUUGCUAAAGUACUUCCAGAGAGAUCCGUUGAUAGUGUCUAUAAAUUCAUUAAAGCUAGAUUCAAUCCAGAUAAUUACUAAGGACAUUGGACUAAAGAGGAAGAAUAGCAUUUACUUUAAUUGAUUAAUUAAUUUGGUCGGAACUAUACUUAAAUAAGCAAAAUUAUAAAUAGAACACCAUAAAAUAUUAGGGAUAAAUAUAGAUAAUUAGGAGAUCAUAAUCAUGAACUUAGAGAACUAGUUUGGACUUUAGGAGAGGCAGUUCAUUUAUUAAGAUUAAUUUCAAAGAAAGUAUUAAAUUAAUCUUAAUAAAUUAUAGAACAAUGCAAAUUUUAUUAAAGAUGAUUGGUUAGACACCUUAAUAUAAAAUUUUGGAGAAGAUUGGUAAGAUGUAAUAUUAACAAUUCAUUCAUGUAUAUAUAUUAUUAUUAAAUUAGAAAAAAGAAGAUUUCGUAAAGGUACUUAUUAUGAAAUAUAAUAAGAGGAUACUUAAACUUAAUAAUUACUUUAAAUAAUUGAUUUGAAAAAACUUUAUUCAACAUCUCAUAAAGAUAUCCCUUGGACAAAAAUUGCUACUAAAAUUAAAACAAAAAGUCAUGAUGAUCUUAGAAAUUUUUGGAUGUAAUCUUUAAAUUAAUGGUAAUUAUAAGUAAAAUUCAAAAUUGAUGAUUAAUAAUUAUUUAAUGAUAUUAUACUUUAAGAUCCUUAAGAGGAAUAAGAUAUUGAUUUUAAUUUAGUUUUAAAGCAUUUUAAUCUAACAAAGAAUGAAAAAAAAAAUGCUUGGGAAACUUUAAAAAAAAGAGUUUAAGUAAGAGAUUAACUUGAAUUUGAAGAACUUUUAACAAAAAUUAGAUAAUUAUUAAGUAAAUCAAAAAAAGAAUAAAAAUAAAAUAAAAUUGAAUAGAAAAAUCUAAAUGCAACUUCAUUUAAUAAAUUAGUAGAUGAAUUUAAGGCCUUAAAAGAGGUUUAUUGA
Messenger RNA from Paramecium primaurelia, 1201 nucleotides. NCBI's taxonomy places the organism in Eukaryota, Ciliophora, Oligohymenophorea, Peniculida, Parameciidae. The record is from the annotation of a GenBank genome assembly.